AUGGCGCAAUCCCAGCAGAUCAAGCAAAACUUCCUCAACCACCCCUACGUCCAGCAGGCCAACAAGGUCGUCUCGGGCCAGGUCAGCUCUUUGGAUGCUGAGCUCAACAAAUACCCCGUCCUCCGUGACCUCGAGACCCGCACCAAGGUGCCCAAGGCAUAUGGUGUCCUCGGUCUCGCCGCCUCCUCGGUCGUCUUGAUCUUCUUCAACAUGUUCGGCCUCGCCGCUCCCAUCUCCAACCUCAUCGGCUGGGCUCUCCCCGCUUACCUCUCCGUCCAGGCCAUCGAAUCCCCCAGCCAGAACGACGACAAGCAGUGGCUUACAUACUGGGUCGUCUUCGGUCUCCUCAACCUUGCCGAGUCUUUCGCCAUCCGCCCCAUUCUCUACUGGGUCCCCAUGUACUUUGUCUUCAAGACACUCGCUAUCAUCUGGCUCAUGCUCCCCGCUACCCGCGGUGCCGAGGUCCUCUACAUCAACGUCGUCCGCCCUGCUCUUGGCAACGUCAAGGCCCGUGCCCAGCGUGAAACCGGCUCUACCAACCCCUUCCAGAAGGACUCUGGAUCCAGCUUCAACCCUGCCGGCACCACCGCCACCAGCAGCUUCGAGCACGACAAGACCUUGUAA
This is a messenger RNA of Dioszegia hungarica, 624 nucleotides long. Its product is annotated as TB2/DP1, HVA22 family-domain-containing protein. The record is from RefSeq and is a predicted model, not a curated record. The transcript has 6 exons. Bases 1 to 624 code for a protein of 207 amino acids. NCBI's taxonomy places the organism in Eukaryota, Fungi, Basidiomycota, Tremellomycetes, Tremellales, Bulleribasidiaceae.